Ziziphus jujuba (common jujube) is the source of this 1825-nucleotide messenger RNA. RefSeq names its product pentatricopeptide repeat-containing protein At4g18975, chloroplastic. Gene Ontology annotation, molecular function: protein binding. The record is from RefSeq and is a predicted model, not a curated record. Lineage: Eukaryota; Viridiplantae; Streptophyta; Magnoliopsida; Rosales; Rhamnaceae. The transcript has 8 exons. The coding region runs from base 477 to 1406 and encodes 309 amino acids.
AAGUUAGAAGUGUUUCUCUAAUAAUAAUUUUACAAGAAUAUAAGGAUAUAUCUACAAAAUUAGCAAGAGUUGAGGCGCACCGCUCCAACUGUUCAACAAGACAGGGGCUUAGCAGCAAUCACAGAGCUCACAGGGCAGCCAUUGAAGCAGCUCCUUUCCUCCGUUGAAGCGAGUUUUCUAACUUCAUCUCCUCUCUUUUCCUUCUGUUUCUCAUUUCCCUUUUACCUUUUUCUUUUAUUUUUAUCCUAUAUUUCGUCGCAUAUCGUCGAUACGUCUUCAAAAACUGUAAUUUUCUUACCUAAGUUUCUCAAAAAUCGAAAUUUCUUCGACAAUCAAUACUUUAAUCUUUGUUUCGGGACCUUCACUUGUUAAAACUCUCAAUUGUUUCCAAUCUGUUGAAAUGGUACAGUGCUGGGAACUUCCUUAGUGGUGGGGAUCUUGUUGUUCAAAAUUUGCUUAACAUAUUUUGAAAAAAGAUGGCUAUAAUGUAUAUGAGUUCUGGAAGUUCAAUAUGUCAUCCAUUCCCUUCAUCAGGAACUAAACUGGCAACUCAAACAGCUCUAUCCUUGGGGUUUUGCUUCUCAAAUUGUAGAAGUUCUAGCUGGCGGAAGGAAAUGGGGUUUAUUGUCCUUAUGAGCAAGAGAAACUGUGUUCAGGACAGGUUGGCAAUAAGUUCUUCAAAUCGUAUUUGCUCCAAUAAGCGUAGUAGUGAAUCCCUAGCUAGUUCAAGAUCAAUUGAAAAGAAAACUACCAAGAAGGUAGGAAAGAAAGAACACCACUUGUGGAAGAAAAGAGAUUCAUCUGGUUCUGGGCAGAAAGCACUCAAUCUCGUUAGACUUGUUUCUGGUCUUCCUAAUGAGAAAGAGGCUGUUUAUGGAGCAUUAGACAAAUGGACAGCUUGGGAGACAGAGUUCCCGUUGGUUGCAGCAGUUAAGGCUUUGAGAAUCUUGAGGAAGAAUAGACAAUGGAUGCGUUUAAUUCAGGUGGCAAAGUGGAUGUUGAGCAAAGGUCAAGGAGCAACAAUGGGAACAUAUGACGCCCUUCUACUUGCAUUUGAUAUGGAUGAGAGGGUAGAUGAAGCUGAAUCAUUAUGGAACAUGAUUUUGCAUACACAUACACGCUCUCUCUCAAAGCGGCUCUUUUCUAGGAUGAUCUCUUUGUAUGAUCAUCAUGACAUGCAAACUAAAAUAAUAGAGGUAUUUGCAGACAUGGAGGAGUUGGGUGUAAGACCAGAUGAAGAUACUGUCAGGAGAGUGGCACAUGCCUUUCGGGAUCUAGGCCAAGAAGAGAAAAGAAAGCUUUUUUUAAGAAAAUACCAGUGCAAAUGGAAGUAUAUCCACUUCAACGGUGAAAGGGUUAGAGUUAGAAGAGAUGAAUGGAGCGAGGAUGGCAGCUCAACUAACUGAAAAUGGAUAUUUUUGGCAUUAAGGGCACAGGACCUGAUCUGCCUGUGUUAGAAUUGAUUACUAGAAGAAAUUUAAAUAUUUGCACCAGGGGUAUGUUCAACUUGAUAUUUUCAACGGGCUUGCAACUAAAGAUUGUUCUUUAAUGAACAUUAAUUUGGUUUCUGGUCCAAUGAGCUAUGUACUACUUCCGACAUCUGAAGGUGAGUGGUUUUUCAGCCGAUGAUUUCUUGACGUAUAGAUAGAGAACAUAUAUAUAUAUAUAUAUAUAUAUUUUUUUUUUUUCAAUUUUUUGGUAGAAAAGAAAAGGUUGGAGAUAUUUACAGAUAUGUGGUAAGAUUGACUGUUAUACGUUAGAGUAGAGGUUUCUGUAUUGAUCCAUUUGAUUAAAUCAUGUUAUGCAAGCAAUUUUGGGUUCUUUA